Messenger RNA from Setaria italica (foxtail millet), 1116 nucleotides. RefSeq names its product RNA-binding protein pno1. The transcript has 2 exons. Bases 191 to 874 code for a protein of 227 amino acids. The record is from RefSeq and is a predicted model, not a curated record. Gene Ontology annotation, cellular component: nucleolus. Gene Ontology annotation, molecular function: RNA binding. NCBI's taxonomy places the organism in Eukaryota, Viridiplantae, Streptophyta, Magnoliopsida, Poales, Poaceae.
CCUCCCCCCGAUUCGCACGCUCGCGAGUCGCGUCGCGCCGCUAGUUCUCCCGGCGGCCCGCGCUCGCACAUCCUUCGUCGCCUCUUCUCGCGCCUCUCCUCUCUCCCCUUCCGACUGCUUCCCGACCCCCGAACCCUAGCCUCCCUUGAGACCUCUGCCCCCUUCCCGCCUCCGCCGCCACAGCGAAAGGAUGGAGGUCGAAAGGUCCACGACCGCCGCCGCGGCGGGGGGUUCCUCCGCGGAGAUGGCGGUGGACCAUGCGGCGGGGUCGGGCGCCGUGGAGAAGCCGCGGUUCGAUGCUCUGAUGCCGAGCGAGAUGAGCGGCGGGAGGCCCCAGUUCCGGAAGGUGCCCGUGCCGCCGCACCGCUUCUCGCCGCUGAAGCGCUGCUGGAUGGAGAUCUACACGCCCGUCUACGAGCACAUGAAGGUCGACAUCCGCAUGAACAUCAAGGCAAGAAGGGUGGAGCUGAAAACAAGGAAAGACACACCAGAUGUGAGCAACCUUCAGAAAUGCGCGGACUUUGUGCAUGCUUUUAUGCUUGGAUUUGACAUUGCCGAUGCUGUCGCCCUGCUGCGUCUUGAUGACCUGUAUGUGGAUUCCUUUGAGAUCAAGGAUGUGAAAACCCUUCGAGGGGAGCAUCUGUCACGUGCUAUUGGCCGCCUAUCAGGGAAAGGAGGCAAGACCAAGUACGCCAUCGAGAACUCUACCAGGACCCGCAUUGUUAUCGCUGAUACAAAGAUCCAUAUACUUGGAUCCUUUGUUAACAUCAAGGUUGCCCGGGAUUCACUUUGCAGCCUCAUCUUGGGUUCUCCUGCUGGCAAAGUGUAUUCUAAGCUAAGGGCUGUGUCUGCUAGGUUGGCGGAAAGGUGUUGAGUUAAAUGGGUUUUGCUUGCACCCAAUAUGGUUGCAGUUUUGAUCGCAUAAUAUGUUGUCAUAGUAGCUGAUUUGUGUGCUGGGGGCUGGGCCUAUUUAUUGUAUCCUUCUGGAGAGCAAACUAUAUUGUGCCAAGAGAUUUGAUACAUGCCUUGUCUACUGUUGCGCUUGUUGAUCUGUUGCUGAAACACUGGAGCUUUGUUACUGCGUGUUACAUGGAUGAAAAGCUGCAUUGACUGUUA